AUGAUUGUUGAACUACACUCAGACGUGUUGUUACACGUAUCCGAUUUAUUUGCACGAGGAGUAGAAAACAAACUUGGAUUGUUAUUAGGAUAUGGUUUAGAUGAUAGAUUGGUUGUGGUGAAACCCAUUGAACUUGCACAAGUGGACCCGCAGUAUUUGGAGAAACGAUAUAGUUUGUUUAAAGACGUUUACCCCAAUCUUUCCAUUGUGGGUGUCUAUGAAAUUGGAGGGAACAAUCCGGAUAGAGCUAAUAUCUUAGAUAUCCCAGCUGGUCGCAUACUUUAUGUAUCAGUUGAUCACAACAUCCAAUUCAAGAGUUUUAUCGAUGGAGAUUUGGUAAAAACAGUGAUUGAAUCUAGUGAAACAGAGGUCAUAGCAACCAAAACUAUUGAUACAAACAAGGAGUACACCAAGGGGAGACCCAAAGACGAGUUGACAGUUGCCGAAUUUAAUCAGAAUAUGGUGAACACAUUAACAAAGUUGUAUGAGAGGUUGACUAAGAUAUUGGAAACUAAGGGUAUGGAUAAAGAAAUUGUUGAGAUUGCCAACGCAUUGCGUUGUUACAAACAUGUCAAACAAUCGACAGACAUGAAAUUGCAAGCUGCAGAGUUGGCAUUAAUUACGGAACAGAUUGCUGAAUUGGAAAGGACAAAAAUAGGAAUUGCUAAAAAGAUACUAGUUAAAGAGCCGGGUCUUGUGUAG
Messenger RNA from Candida albicans SC5314, 702 nucleotides. RefSeq lists its product as uncharacterized. NCBI's taxonomy places the organism in Eukaryota, Fungi, Ascomycota, Pichiomycetes, Serinales, Debaryomycetaceae. The coding region runs from base 1 to 702 and encodes 233 amino acids. The transcript has a single exon. The record is from RefSeq and is a predicted model, not a curated record.